Tuber melanosporum (Perigord truffle) is the source of this 1479-nucleotide messenger RNA. RefSeq lists its product as uncharacterized. The record is from RefSeq and is a predicted model, not a curated record. The transcript is spliced from 2 exons. Gene Ontology annotation, biological process: protein insertion into mitochondrial inner membrane from matrix; mitochondrial respiratory chain complex III assembly. Gene Ontology annotation, cellular component: mitochondrial inner membrane. Gene Ontology annotation, molecular function: ATP hydrolysis activity; ATP binding. Lineage: Eukaryota; Fungi; Ascomycota; Pezizomycetes; Pezizales; Tuberaceae. The coding region runs from base 1 to 1479 and encodes 492 amino acids.
AUGAAUAUCGGGAGUCUUUUGCCGAAGCCGCCGGGGAAGGGGGUUGGUGAUAAUCGAGGGGGGGAUUCUUCUACGGGUUCGGCGGUUGAUGCAUCCGGUGGGGAUGGUGGUCUCGUGGGCCAAUUGAGUUCGAAUCCGCUAUUUACAGGAGGAGUAGGCAUAAUCCUCCUAACCGCAGCCGCACAGCUCGCCCGCAAGUCGUUAACGAGCCUGAGCACACACCUCCGAAAUCAAAUGCUCGUGACGCUGGAAAUACCUUCGACGGAUAAGUCAUACGAUUGGUUUCUGCACUGGAUGUCGCAGAACUCCUCCUCCUCUUCGUCGCCCCGGUCGACGUCCAAAUCGUUGCUGGAAUGGAUGACGACCUUUCGCCCAGCCCCGCGACACCUCGCUGUCGAGACGAAAUACAUCCGGCACGCCUCGGGCGGUAUUUCCACCGACUUCACACUCCUGCCCGGCACCGGUCGGCACUUGCUGAAUUUCCGCGGGAACUUCCUGAGGGUUAAUCGCGAGCGCGACGCAAAGCGGGUGGACCUCCAGCGCGGCACGCCCUGGGAGUUAAUCACCAUAACCACCCUCUUCGCAUCCCGGAGCGUCUUCCCGGCCCUGCUCCAGGAAGCCAGGGACCUGGCCGUGAAGCUGGAGGAAGGCAAGACAAUAAUAUACACCUCCUGGUCAACGGAGUGGAAGCCCUUCGGCCGACCCCGGCGUAAGCGGCCGUUAUCCUCCGUUGUGCUGAAGCCAGGCCUCAGCCAAGAGUUACUCACCGAUGUAAAGUCCUUCCUGAACUCUGCCCGCUGGUACUACGAUCGCGGGAUACCCUACCGACGGGGAUACCUCCUUUACGGCCCACCCGGCACGGGAAAGAGCUCGUUCGUGCAGGCGCUAGCGGGCGAACUGGAUUAUGGCAUUUGCUUGCUGAAUCUGAGUGAGCGUGGGUUGACGGAUGAUCGAUUGAACCACUUGCUGUCGAAUAUGCCCGAACGGAGUAUUGCCCUGUUGGAGGAUGUCGACGCCGCCUUUGGCCGCGGGAGGGCCGUGACGGAGGAGGAUGGGUAUCGCGGCGCGAACGUUACGUUCAGUGGGCUUUUGAACGCCCUCGAUGGUGUCGCGAGUAGCGAGGAGCGGAUCGUGGUCAUGACGACGAACUAUCCGGAGAGGCUGGAUGAGGCGCUUGUUAGGCCCGGGAGGGUUGACGUUAAGGCUGAGAUUGGAUACGCGGGGAGGGAGGAGGUGGAGGUUAUGUGGGAGAGGUUCUAUGGCGGAGAGAGUGUAGAUGGAGUGGUUGGUGAGGAGGAACUGGCUAGGAGAGGGAAGUUGAGGGAGGUGUUUGUGGAGAGGUUGGAGGCUGCAGGAGCGUUUGAGGGCAGGUGGGGGGUUAGUGCUGCCAGCUUGCAGGGGCUUUUCGUCUAUUUUAAGGGAAAGCCUGAGAGGGCAGUAGAGAAUGUGGGGAGUUUGGUGCCGGAGGGGUUUAGGUGA